CUAUGGUUUGGAAUUGAUCGAAGGACCAGGUAAGAGACAUGUGCAGUAGUCAAGGUGAGUUUUGUGUUGAUUAUUAAAACGAAAAUACUCAGAAGCAGACUCGAGUUAAAUUUUAAGUGUUAAGUGAUAUUUGGGAAAAAGAGCGCUACUCAAUGGAAAGACAUAGUUCAUGGGAUAAUUUGUCUCAAAAAGACAUAGCAUCUCCUUGCCACUCAGUCAAAUCGUUACUUCAAACAUCCCGAACGAAUUUAUCACCUUAUCAAACCUCAUCUCAGAUUUUUACCAUGCUGGAUUCUAAAAAAUGUACCGAUACUCAUCAAAGACAUCAGUUACCUGAUUGGAUGAAAGAUUUGAGGCGUCAAGAAAAAUUAUUAAGUCAAAAAAGACGUAUUACAAAUGAGAAACCAGUCAUGAAUCUUGUACGUCGUGUGAAUGAUACAGAGCCCUCUGAAACAUGUUUGAAAACGACUCAGGAUAAUCUCGUUAAGAAUUUAGAGGCGCAGGAAGAAACGUAUAGUAACACGACAACACUUACCCUAGAGCCCUUUCCUCCAACGUUUCCUAAGGAUGGAGCUGAGAUCAAGUCCGAGCAACAUUUGGUGCACAAUGGAAGACCAACUUUACAGGAAGUUCAUCUUAAUAAAGGCAGUAACGUGCCGAAUGCUAGGCCUUUCGCAAUAAACCCAGUAGAAUUCAAUGAUUGUCUUCAUGUGAAGGGUUCGGUACCCGACAAUUUAGGCGAAGCUUCACAGGAACCAAACGGCAAUGCAGCACGUCAGGCAUGCGGUCCAAUUGAUGAAGGAGUUACUACACAAUUUGAUAGUGUUGAAAACAGUCAAAGUGGUAUUGCUAAAGAGUGUGACUGUUCUAUUCCAUGCAUUGGCUCCUGUAAGCGUUCACAAGGUCUAGGGACGCAGUCACAUGAAAAUGAAACGAUAGGGAACUUCAAUCAGGUGUUGAUGAAUGAAAACCAGAGACAUGGUGGUGAAGUCAGUGGUUUUAGCCAAAACACCGCUUUACGUGAAAACAAAGCACAAUUAAACCAUCUCGAUGAGUACAUUCAGUCCUCAGAAGGAUUACUAGAGAUUAUAUCGACAUUGACUGAUGCUUUACCUCAACUGAAAACAGCCAUGGAAGAGAAAGAGGGAUCGUUGGAUCAAAUCAUGAAAGUUGUUGCGUCAAUGAAAACAACAUUAACAGACUGUGUCAGUGCAUUGGAGAAUAUGUGUGAUACCACCGCAUCGUAUUCCAAAUGUGUGAAACAUGUUAAAGAGCAAAAACUCAAGAAAAAUGAUACUAUAGAGAAACAUGUGAAGAUAGUUGAGGAAUCAUUUUCUAAAAGUGCCACUUUUAAACAAACAUUAUGCGUUGUUAACGAUAUGAUUGAAGAAGUUGAAAAGCAAAAUGAUCUUGUGCAAAGUCGACUAUCACAUUUGGAGAAGGAUGUGACGCGUGAAGCAACAAAGCCUUGCAACACGCUAGUUCUUACCGACAGUGGGAGAGAUUUACAAAAUUAUCGGACUCAGGCUCAAGAAGAUCAUUUUUAUGCUCAAAAGCAUGUAGAAGAACUCUUAGAACGUUUGAAGCUGAAAAGUAUACCGAAAUGUAUAGGUUGUCGUGGUUACGAAGAAAAAACAAACCCAAGGAAACAAAAAAAAAAGUGUGUUAGUUAUCCUGAUAUAACACGCUCGUUUCACAAGAACAUUACCGAACAGUUUAGUACCAGUUUGUCAAAUUCUUCUUCUUGUUCGAAAACAAAAAAGACCAGUUUCAAAAAAAAGAAACCUUCCCAAUUAAAUAUCGUUUACUCACCUUCACCUUCACUUUACGAACAAGAUCAAUUUCAAAAUAAAGUGGAACGAACAAAUGGGCCGAAUAACUUAAGCUCAAGUGAUUCAUCUCUUUCAGUAACACAGUCCCAAUGUCCAUAUUAUUUGAGUGUCGGGAGUCACAACUUGCCAUCUAACAUUGUUUCUGUACCCUCUCCACCAGCAUUACCACAACAACAAAUAAGUGUAAUUGAAGACAAUUUUGAAAAAGAAAAAUUGUCAAGAGAGCAUUUUUCAGACGAAAAAAAAAAUAUUGAUUAUUCUUUAAAAGAUGCAAACAGACCAGAACAAUACUUAGAGAAGCCACCAAUGGGAGAGCAUUUUUUGAUAGAUCCAAACAUGCGGGAAGGAUCUUUAGAAAAGUUUAAAUUAAGAGACCAGUCUUUAGUAGAGCAAUCACAAGGAGAACAUUUUUCAACACAGGCACCGGUAAAUGGGUCAUCUUGUAAAAACAAAAUUUCGAGACAACGGUCUGCUACAGAAGACUGUGCUUCUUUUCAUAAAAGUUCUUCGCCCUCCUCGAGUCAAUCCUUGCAAGGACCGGAACUCGAAGCUUCAUGUCCAAUACAGAAUCAAUCGCUACAACCACUUGAAACACCAAUGCUUCGGUCGACUUCUUCUUGUUGUGUUGCAGGCAAAUCAGCAGCCGAUUUAUUUCAAGACGUUGAAGACGAAUUUGACUCCCUUUUCACAAAUUAUUAACACGU
Molecule: messenger RNA, 2536 nt
Organism: Hylaeus volcanicus
Lineage: Eukaryota; Metazoa; Arthropoda; Insecta; Hymenoptera; Colletidae
Exons: 5
Coding region: 153-2531 (792 amino acids)
Source: RefSeq, a predicted model, not a curated record